Molecule: messenger RNA, 2017 nt
Organism: Penicillium brasilianum
Lineage: Eukaryota; Fungi; Ascomycota; Eurotiomycetes; Eurotiales; Aspergillaceae
Source: the annotation of a GenBank genome assembly
UUCUCACCGCCUCGAAUUGCCGUCCCUUCUUAUCGCAAUCACAUCGUCUCCUAAUCAUCAUCCCUCGCCAAAAAAAAAUAAUAAAAGCAUCAGUCAAGAUGGAACCACCCAUGGAUGCAGAAACGAAUGAAUGGGAGUACGAGUACCAUGAGACUGAAACAGAGUCCUUCUAUUUAAACCUAGACCUCUCCUCCGUCCACGGACCCAUCCGCCCACCACGCCGACGCCAGCAAGAAGACACCACCACCCACGCAGAAGAAGACGGAUUGGUAUCAUCAAUCCCACCAGAAGCCUCAGUUGAAAACACCACAACCACCGAAGCCUUCACGCCCCUCGAAACCACCGAACCAGAGGCUCUGGCCGACGAACGAAUCCAGAUCCUCGGUCUCCACACGUGCAAUCCGAUCGUCUCAUACUGCGACCAACUCUUCAGCUGCACCUGGGCCGAUCAAAUAGGCACAGAACUGAUCUUUGCCCACCCAGACGCUCACCCAGACAUAAGCAACAGCACGGGCCAGCCCCUCCCUGCCCCACUCCUGCAGGGUCCCUCCUUCGAGCUUCUCGCCGCCAACAGUGUGAAGAUCCUCGGCUGCAAGGCCAACAUCACUUCCAGUGCUAGCUCUGGAUUGGUUGGAGAGACGCAUACAGCGGCCGUCACGGGUCCCACAUCUGCAGAUGAGACACAGGCUCCCGUGACUGCAAGCGUGCCCCGCCGUGCGGUCCAGCCUUCGCACCAGGCGAACUUCCUAGCGCGCUUGCAGAGUAUCAAGGCGGCGAGGGGGGAGACGGAUACGGUGCGGACGACAUUCAAUACGAGGCGUAAUGUGAAUAUUGCGGAUCGGUUGGGUGCGUGGGCUCGUACGGAGGCUCAGUUGGCGGAGAUUCAUGCGCUAAAUGAUCGCGCGCGUAAAGGAGAUGCCGAGGCGAUUUCAGCGCUGGAGCAGUUGAUGUACGAGUUUGCGCAGCAGCAGCAGCAGCAGCAGCAAGAGCAGGAGGAGGAGGAGCCGUCAUCGUUGCUCCCAAUUGACCCUCAACUCAUGUGAGAGACGAGCUCCGAGCUUGACAACGGGCUGAAAGCGAUAAACUCUUUAGCCACGAAGGGCAAACCAUACUGGAAGUCUCUCUAAAUUGAAUUCCGAACUAGUUAGUCGGCCCCAGCCAUCGAGGGUACCCCGGGAAUUUUGUUCAGCUAUCGGGCCCUGCCGGCGUUGCUACAAUCAGGCCAAUGGAGCUCUCAUCACGUGUGGUCGCGGGCCGAGCAACCGCACCAUACUACUGAAGCAAGCGUGGCCAACCCUACCUUAUCGCGCGUCUAGGGGGUUCUUGCAUGGGACGAAAAGCUGGUAGCUUGUGAUCGUGACUUUUUCUAUGCUCGAUCUGCUUUCGGUUGCUAUCAUUGGCCCCGAUUUUCGCACCAGAAACACCUUGCACUCAUGCACCCGGUCUUCCGAGCUAUCCAGACCCCACACCCGGCAACCCCGGACUGACUAGCCCCCUUCAGCGAUACCAAAAGCUAGUGAUCAUCCACACCAUCGUGAGGAUAACGUCAUAGUCUAUCCGGCAUGUGCCGAACUGUCGCAAUGAUGUGACAAUGACUAGGCUUCUAUUCACCCCGCUAAUUAAAUCAAUUUCAUUGAUAUCCAGCCUUUGCCUAACCUGGACAUCUACAUUCGAAUCUCACGUGCUCGCCUUCCUUCAACUAUCAUCAGCACACAACCCUUUGAAACCCUGACCGUCGAUCUAAUCUAGUGUGGUAGGAUAUGGCUGUAUUUCUGGGACGAAGAUGACGUCGUGAUCUGCGGGUGUGAUGCUCCUUUCGAGGCUUAUGAUGUGGGAUGUACAUCGGAAGACUGGGUAUCGUGGUCCUAUGCAUGAUCGAAUCACAAAACCUGUUGAUACAGUCUUCCGAGUCGUAGAUGGAGACAUUGACAGUCCUCUCUUCCCCAGGCUCACAACGCUUGUAGCCCUUGGUCUUGAUUUUAGCUUAUUUGGACCAUGCUAUUCACACCAUAGCCUC